This is a messenger RNA of Brassica oleracea var. oleracea, 1324 nucleotides long. Its product is annotated as ADP-glucose phosphorylase. The record is from RefSeq and is a predicted model, not a curated record. Gene Ontology annotation, molecular function: UDP-glucose:hexose-1-phosphate uridylyltransferase activity; zinc ion binding. Gene Ontology annotation, biological process: beta-D-galactose catabolic process via UDP-galactose, Leloir pathway. The coding region runs from base 72 to 1127 and encodes 351 amino acids. Lineage: Eukaryota; Viridiplantae; Streptophyta; Magnoliopsida; Brassicales; Brassicaceae. The transcript has 3 exons.
AAAUUCUUCUAAACCGUUCGGUUAGAUAAAAUCCUUCAAAAGCGAGUGUCGUAGCUGUUACUGAGAGAAGGAUGGCGUCACCGAGUCAUGCCCCUCCUGAUCACGGCGCCGACUCGGUCGAAACUCGUUCUCCGGAGCUCAGAAAGGAUCCGGUGACUAACCGCUGGGUCAUAUUCUCUCCCGCUCGAGCCAAGAGACCUACUGAUUUCAAAUCGAAAUCUCCAGAGAACCCUAAUCCCAAACCUUCCUCCUGCCCCUUCUGCAUCGGCCGCGAGCACGAGUGCGCUCCGGAGAUAUUCCGCGUGCCGCCGGAUGAUGACCCGAAUUGGAAAAUCCGGGUCAUCGAGAAUCUGUACCCGGCUCUAAGCAGGAAUCUCGAGACCCAAUCGAAUCAUCAAUCCGCUACAGCUACUAGUCGGACUAUAGUCGGGUUCGGAUUCCACGACGUGGUGAUCGAAGCUCCUCUUCACUCGAUUCAGCUUUCCGAUAUCGAUCCGGUGGGUAUCGGCGAUGUUCUGAUCGCGUAUAGGAAGAGGAUCGAGCAAAUCGCGAAACACUAUUCCAUCAAUUACAUUCAGGUGUUCAAGAACCAUGGUGCGUCGGCUGGAGCAUCGAUGAGUCACUCACACAGUCAGAUAAUGGCUCUCCCUGUUGUUCCUCCAACUGUUUCUUCACGGCUUGAUGGUACUAAAGAUUACUUCGAGGAGACUGGGAAGUGUUGUCUCUGUGAAGCUAAAUCAAAACACUUUGUGAUAGACGAGUCGUCUCAUUUUGUUUCCGUGGCUCCUUAUGCGUCUACGUAUCCCUUUGAGGUUUGGAUUGUUCCAAAGGAUCACUCUUCCCACUUCCAUCAUCUCGAUGACGUCAAGGCUGUUGAUCUUGGAGGACUUCUGAAACUCAUGCUUCAGAAGAUAGCAAAGCAACUUAACGGCCCUCCUUAUAAUUAUAUGAUCCACACUUCUCCCCUCAAGGUGACGGAGUCACAAUUACCUUACACGCACUGGUUCUUGCAGAUCGUACCUCAGCUUUCUGGGGUUGGUGGGUUUGAGAUGGGCUCGGGGUGUUAUAUAAACCCUGUUUUCCCGGAGGAUGUAGCCAAGGUUUUGCGGGAAGUUAGCCUUACUUGAAUCCGGUUUUGGUUCUCCUAACCUGAGGUUCUGAGGGGAGUCAUUGGUGUGGGGAUUUUUGCUUCUUUAAGAAAAAGCGGGUCAUCUUCUUUAUUUCCUCUGUUGAAUAAGAAGAUGUUUGAGAUUUGAUUCAAAUAACAUUGAUGUAAACAAUACGUAUUAGUUCUUCUGUAAUAAGCGGCGUUCCUUUAAAUUAA